AUGGCGGAGAAGACUCAAAAGAGUGUGAAGAUUGCACCUGGAGCAGUUGUAUGUGUAGAGAGUGAAAUCAGGGGUGAUGUAACUAUAGGACCCAGGACAGUGAUCCACCCUAAAGCACGAAUCAUUGCAGAAGCCGGGCCAAUAGUGAUCGGCGAAGGUAACCUGAUAGAAGAACAGGCGCUUAUCAUAAAUGCUCACCCUGAUAAUAUCACUCCUGAUGCAGAAGAUUCAGAACCAAAACCCAUGAUCAUUGGCACUAAUAAUGUAUUUGAAGUUGGCUGUUAUUCCCAAGCCAUGAAAAUGGGAGAUAAUAAUGUUAUUGAAUCAAAAGCGUAUGUAGGCAGAAACGUAAUACUGACAAGUGGCUGCAUCAUUGGGGCUUGUUGCAACCUGAACACGUUUGAAGUCAUUCCUGAGAACACAGUGAUCUAUGGUGCAGACUGCCUGCGUCGGGUGCAGACUGAGCGGCCACAGCCCCAGACACUACAGUUGGAUUUCCUGAUGAAAAUCUUGCCAAACUAUCAUCACCUAAAGAAGACUAUGAAAGGAAGUUCAACUCCAGUUAAGAACUAA
Molecule: messenger RNA, 573 nt
Organism: Sus scrofa (pig)
Lineage: Eukaryota; Metazoa; Chordata; Mammalia; Artiodactyla; Suidae
Gene: DCTN6
Product: dynactin subunit 6
Biological process (GO): mitotic spindle organization
Cellular component (GO): dynactin complex
Molecular function (GO): dynein complex binding
Source: RefSeq, marked provisional